This is a messenger RNA of Pichia kudriavzevii, 255 nucleotides long. RefSeq lists its product as uncharacterized. The coding region runs from base 1 to 255 and encodes 84 amino acids. NCBI's taxonomy places the organism in Eukaryota, Fungi, Ascomycota, Pichiomycetes, Pichiales, Pichiaceae. The record is from RefSeq and is a predicted model, not a curated record. The transcript has a single exon.
AUGUGCAAAUUUAGUUCCCUUUUCCUCGUAGAAACAACGCAAAUAGCCAAUUAUAAAGAGAGAAAGAGGAGCCACGACUCCCUACAGGAGGGAGGGGGCAUUUCUUGUAGGAGGCUCAGACACAGUUAUCCCUUUGGAGAUUCUAAUAUACAUGUACAUAUAGUUGUAUAUAUAUUUAUACAGAUAUCCACAUCGAUAUACCUGUAUGUAUAUAUAUAUAUAUAUAUAUGUGUGUGUGUGUGUAUAUGUAUAUAG